UACCCACAGGUGACCAAGUGAGCCCCAAGCACGCAGAACAGCAUCCACUAUGCUUUCUAGCCUGAUCCUUCACGUGGGUCUGGCUCAUGGGAAUGGUGUGAACUCUUGGCAGGCCCCAAGGAGGCAAGCAUGGUUAUGCUCACUUUCACCCAAGGGGGCAACUGGGCCUUCAGGGCCUUCUGAUUCCAAAUCAGUGCCUUUCCCCUCCACCACACGGGCCUCCCCGUGCCAUCAUCCAGAGAGUGGAGGGCUGUGGGGCUCAGGAGGUGUGGGUUGAGAGAGGGAACAGAGGCCGCUCCGAGUGAGAAGCUGCGGUGAUGCCUUGUUGGGGGGUAAUGUCUUUAGGACGGAUGUAUUCAGAGUGCCAAAGCUUUUAGGAGACUUCAAAUAGAGACUUAUUUCACUUGUUCCUUAUAAGAAAAAUGGCCAAAGUUGGACAACAUGUUCUGCAAAGCUUGCUCUGUGGGAGCCUGAAGCCACCCACCCACAGUCCCUUCAGUGUGCUGCUUCCAGGAUGUCCCCCGAGAUAAUGUGCCCAUUCUGCGCCACCAGUCCCCUCUCCUCAGCCCUAGAACACUGGCACAAUGGGUCAGAACUCUUAAAGCCAGGCUGUUCUGCCCUGUGGCCCUGGGAGUCAGGGAGCCACAGAGGUUCUGUGAAUUCCACCACCAGCAAACAAGGGGCAGCGUGGAGGAGUGGGCACAAUGUCUGAGGGAGCUUACCAGCGCCUCUGGGAGUCCUCCCACGUGACCCUGCAGGAGCUGCUGGACCAAGAGCAGCCUCUGCUCGAACCUGUGCCCGACCGGGAGCGGCAGUCCUUCCAGUACAGGCUCGCGUCGCUCUACCUGCACUACCUGGGGCUGCUGCGCCGCUUCAACACCGUCUAUGACCAGAUGGUGCAGCCGCAGAAGCGGCGGCUGCUGCGGCGCCUGCUGGACGGCGUGGCGGGCCGCGUGCUGGAGCUCAAGGACGAGCUGGUGCGCGCCGACCUCUGUGAAAACCCCUGCCUGGACCGCGUGCUGCAGGAUCUCAAGCUCACCCCGGCUGACCUGGAGGUUCCAAUCCCCAAAUACUUCCUGAUGGAGCAGUCUACCGCUGUGCGGGAGCGACGGCUGAUACUGGCUGAGAUCCUGUCCAGACUGGAGCCAGAGUCCUCCCAGAAGAGCUUUAUAGGAAUGCACCGGACUGAGGCCAUAAUUCUAGUGCAAAAGGCAGAGCGGGCCAGGCAAGGCCGGCUUCGAGCCACCUUCAUGCAAGAGAUUCGAAGAGAUGAGGAGCAGGAUCGGAGGAUUCGGGAGGACGGAUGGCACAAGUUCAGUCAGUGCCAAGCAGCUAUCAGCAUACAGAAGGUAUGGAAAGGCUACCUGCAGAGGAAACGCACUCAGCAGGACCGGCAGACAGAGAUGGAGUUCAUUGGCAUGCUCCCCUCACCCAACCAGGCAGAGCACCUGAGCAUCAUCUCCCAGGCCUGCCUCUGGGAGGAUGUCCGGAGGCUCCACCAGGUAGAGAAGGAGGAGGAAUUCCGGGCGGCAAUGGUGAAGGCCCAUGAUUCUCUGGCAGAGACAGAGGGGCCUGACAUGAAGGAGAAGAUGAAGGAGCAAAUCCGACAGUGGUUUAUCGAGUGCCACGAUCUUACUGGCCAAUUCCCUGAUUAUCCAGAUGCGUCUUCAGGUGGAUCCUACUCAAUCUUUGCAGACAAAACUCCAGAACAGGUGAGAAUGGAACUGGAAAUGCAGGUCCAAGAGAACAAAAAAAAGGAACAAGAGAAGAGAAAGGAAAAAGGAAAGGAUGAAAAAAAGAAGAAGAAGAAGAAAGGAAAGGAAGAAAAGUCCAAGAAGGGGGAAGUGGAUGCGGUGCUGCAAGUGUUGCCAUCCAAAUGUAUCCCUAUGAUCAGUGCCGGGCAUGAGGAAUACUUAAAUACAUGGAAGAACCGGUGUGAGAGCAUACACCCCAGUCAGAAUUAUGACUCCGAGACCCUCCGGGAGGAGAAGAGGAAAGAGGUGGAGCUGGAGAUCCGGAUACAGGUGGAUGAGCUGAUGCGUCAGGAGCUGAGGAACCUCCGUCUGGUUGUGGACAAGGAGGAAGAAAGACCCUUGAGGGCUCCAAAGAAAACACCUGGGAAGAAAACUGGGAAAAAGAAGGAAAAAGAUCUAACCCCAAACAGGUCUGUGGAGUCUCUGUAUGAAGAGCUAGUUAUUUCUGGACUUCUAAGGAAGAGUGAAUCAGUAGCAUUGAAAGACUACGUAGGUGACUUCCUCUAUCUUGGAUCUGCUCUGAGUUUGGCAAAGAAGUUGCCCAUGCCAUCCCUGUUUGACAUACGACAGAAUGUGGCUUUGUAUGCGGUCCUUCGGCUUGGCUCCCCGGAUAUCCAUGCGAUGGCCCCGCUCAUCCGCUCCAUCCUCCUGGUGGGCCCCUCUGGCAUGGGGAAGAAGAUGCUGGUCAAGGCAGUGUGCACAGAAACUGGCGCCAACCUGUUCGACCUGUCACCGGGCAACCUGCUGGGCAAAUAUCCUGGCAGGAAUGGGGCACAGAUGAUGGUGCAUAUAGUCUUUAAGGUAGCCCGACUCCUACAGCCCUCUGUGAUUUGGAUUGGAAAUGCUGAGAAGAAUUUCUAUAAGAGGAUCCCCAAAGAAGACAGGGAGAUGGACCCAAAGCGGAUAAAGAAGGACCUCACCAAGGCCUUGCGGCUGCUGACUCCUGGAGACCGUGUGAUGCUGAUUGGGACAACCUCCCAGCCGCAGCUGGCUGAUCUUCGGGGGCUGUGCCGGGUCUACGAGCGGAUCCUCUUCAUGCCCCGGCCUGACUACGCGUCCCGCUAUGUGCUCUGGAAGCAUAUGAUAGAGGCCCGGGGCAUCCAGCCAACCCAGCACUUGGACAUCAGUGCCCUAGCCAAGGUCUCCGAUGGCUACACGCCAGGUCACAUUCUCCAAGCCAUCCAAUCGGUGCUGAGUGAGCGGCGGUUCCUGCAACUGUCCAAGCGGCCCCUGGUGGCCUCUGAGUUCCUGGGACAACUGGCGAAGCUGGAUCCAGUAUACAGGGAGGAAGAGGAGUCCCUGAAGGACUGGUACUUCAAGACCCCACUGGGCAAGAAGAGCAUGAAACACAGGAUGGACCAGUUGGAGGCUGAGGAGGCCAAGCUGGCCAAGGAGAAGAAGAAAAGAAAGUGAUGGCUAAGGCUUGUGGGUACCUGAGAUUAGUGGCGUGGGACAGGGCAGUGGCCCAAGGGUAAAGGGAUGGGGCAGAGGCAUAAACGCCCAGAUGACUUGGGGACAAACUCUUCUUGUCCAUCCAUGUCCGUGUCUUCCCACCCCGCCCUCUGUGUCCCCACCUGUGCCUGGCCCUGUCUAGCCCCCACCUCUCUCCUGGGCCCUGGCCCUUGCCAGCUCACUGCCGCCUCCCUGCUGUGGCUCCCAGAUCCCUGUCCCCAGCCCCCACUUCCAGGUCUUCAUCUCCUU
Messenger RNA from Chlorocebus sabaeus (green monkey), 3455 nucleotides. RefSeq names its product dynein regulatory complex subunit 11 like (gene DRC11L). Lineage: Eukaryota; Metazoa; Chordata; Mammalia; Primates; Cercopithecidae. Gene Ontology annotation, molecular function: ATP hydrolysis activity; ATP binding. The record is from RefSeq and is a predicted model, not a curated record.